Lolium rigidum is the source of this 1692-nucleotide messenger RNA. Its product is annotated as lysine histidine transporter 2-like. The record is from RefSeq and is a predicted model, not a curated record. Gene Ontology annotation, cellular component: plasma membrane. Lineage: Eukaryota; Viridiplantae; Streptophyta; Magnoliopsida; Poales; Poaceae. The coding region runs from base 26 to 1393 and encodes 455 amino acids. The transcript has 6 exons.
GUGAAGUCUUUUAAACAGCUCACCCAUGGCCGCGCGGGCUAACAAAUAUGGUGAAAUUUCGGAGGGCGGCAGGGGAGCGCUGGAAGGCCGGAGAGCGCAGGAGAGGUCGGUCGACGACUGGCUCCCGAUUACCUCCUCGAGGAACGCCAAGUGGUGGUACUCCGCGUUUCAUAAUGUCACCGCCAUGGUCGGAGCCGGCGUCCUCAGCCUGCCGUACGCCAUGUCCGAGCUCGGCUGGGGCCCUGGCAUCGCGGCGCUGCUCCUGUCGUGGAUCAUCACGCUCUACACGCUGUGGCAGAUGGUGGAGAUGCACGAGGCGGUGCCGGGGACGAGGUUCGACCGGUACCACGAGCUCGGGCAGCACGCCUUCGGCGACAAGCUCGGGCUCUGGAUCGUCGUGCCGCAGCAGCUCGUCGUCGAGGUCGGCCUCAACAUCGUCUACAUGCUCACCGGCGGCAAGUCGCUCCAGAAGUUCCACGAGAUCGUCUGCAAAGGCAGGGGCUGCAAGGACAUCAAGCUCACCUACUUCACCAUGAUCUUCGCCUCCGUCCAGUUCGUCCUCUCCCAGCUCCCCAACUUCGACGCCAUCUCCACCAUCUCCCUCGCCGCCGCCAUCAUGUCAAUCUGCUACUCGACGAUUGCAUGGGGGGCUUCCUUGGACAGUGGAUGGAAGGCGGCGGGGCAGGUGAACUACCACCUGCACGAGACGUCGGCGGCGGGGAAGGUGUUCGGCUUCUUCGAGGCGCUGGGGGACGUGGCCUUCGCGUACGCCGGCCACAACGUCGUGCUGGAGAUCCAGGCCACCAUCCCGUCCACGCCGGAGAUGCCGUCCAAGAAGCCCAUGUGGAAGGGCGUGGUCGUCGCCUACGUCAUCAUUGCCCUCCACUACUUCCCCGUCGCGCUCAUCGGCUACUGGGCCUUCGGCAACGCUGUAAAGGACAACAUCCUCCUCACCCUCGACAAGCCCAAGUGGCUCAUUGCCACCGCCAACAUGAUGGUCGUCCUCCAUGUCGUCGGAAGCUACCAGGUUUACGCCAUGCCCGUGUUCGACAUGAUCGAGAUGGUGCUGGUGAAGAAGCUUCGGUUCCCUCCCGGCUUGCCGGUCCGUUUGGUUGCCCGGACCGCCUAUGUUGCGUUCACAAUGUUCAUAGCCAUCACCUUCCCCUUCUUCGGUGGGCUGCUUGGAUUCUUCGGUGGAUUCGCGUUCGCACCUACGACUUAUUUUCUUCCCUGCAUCAUGUGGCUGGCAAUCCACAAGCCCAAAAGAUUCAGCCUCUCAUGGUUCACUAACUGGAUCUGCAUCGUCCUUGGAUUCAUGCUUAUGAUACUAUCACCCAUCGGAGGACUCAGGCGGAUUAUAAAGAAUGCCUGGGAUUACAAUUUCUACUCGUAGAUUCUGGAUUAGUAUUCUACUUGGACAAAAAAAAUUGGAGAGAAAAACCAGACACCGUAAUGCCACAUCAUAACUGGGAUCCAUAAGUGUAAGGUUAGACUAUCGCCCUGCGUAUGGAUAGAAGAUUACCGACGUGUCAAGAAUCGCCCAACAUGCCAUAGCUCCAAUGGAAAGGGUUCUUUAGGAAUCAGUUGUAAAUAGGUAAUGUGUCUGGUUGUAUAUGUGUAUCUAUAUUGUAGGAUCAACUUCGCUUCGCUUUUAUAUUCACAAAAGAGAAUCGCUAUUGGUUUCGCUAUUCA